AUGGCCGGUACGCGUAGAUCGACGCGUCAAACGACGUCGGCAGUCCCAAAGUACAAUGAGAGCGAUUCGUCUGAGGUUGAGAAGAAGGUGGUGAAGCGCAAGGGCACGCAAACGACGCGUCGCAAGCGUGUGCGGGAAGAGAAGGAGCAUGACGAGGAUAAUAAUGAUGAUGAUGAUGAUGAUGAAGACGAAGAUGAAGAUUCACCGCCUCCAAAGAAAGCUGCAAAGCCCAAAGCCACCUCGACAGUAGCAAAGCCCAAAGCCACCUCGACAGUAGCAAAGCCUUCAAAGGCAAUGCCACCUCCCGCCCCGGCUUCGGAAAGCAAUCGCGAUGCCAAUGGCAACCAGGAAGUCUUCUGGCUGCUCAAAGCUGAGCCCCUCCCGCGCUACGAAAAUGGCGUCAACGUCGCCUUCUCCAUCGACGACCUCGCUGCCUGCACUGUGCCCGAGCCUUGGGGCGGCGUGCGCAACCCACAAGCCCGCAACAACAUGCAAGCCAUGCGCAAGGGCGAUCUGGGCUUCUUCUACCACUCCAAUGCCAAGCCCUCAGGUGUAGUCGGCAUAUUGCGAGUGGCCGAGGAAGCGAAAGUGGAUGAGACGGCGUUUGACAAAAAGGACCCGUACUACGACGCAAAGAGCGACAGGGAGAAGCCCAAGUGGUAUUGUGUAGGCGUCGACUUUGUCAAGAAGUUUGAUGACGUGAUUGACUUGGCCACGAUCAAGAGUCAUGCGGGCAGUGGAGGGAAGUUGGAAGGGAUGCAGUUGGUCACCAACUCGAGAUUGAGCGUGUGUAGGGUUAGAAAAGAGGAGUGGCAUUUCAUAUUGGGACUGGCAGGGGAGAAAGAUGCCACAACAGACGGGAAGACUGAAGGCGCAGAAGAAGACGAAGGUUGA
Molecule: messenger RNA, 894 nt
Organism: Parastagonospora nodorum SN15
Lineage: Eukaryota; Fungi; Ascomycota; Dothideomycetes; Pleosporales; Phaeosphaeriaceae
Exons: 2
Coding region: 1-894 (297 amino acids)
Cellular component (GO): nucleus
Source: RefSeq, a predicted model, not a curated record